This is a messenger RNA of Symbiodinium sp. CCMP2456, 2052 nucleotides long. The record is from the annotation of a GenBank genome assembly. NCBI's taxonomy places the organism in Eukaryota, Dinophyceae, Suessiales, Symbiodiniaceae.
AUGGAUGUUUGCGAAGCUUGGAAGGUAGACCUCGUCAACGUCCAUUGCAUCCGCAAAUCGAAUUACAAGGGACAGCACGAGAGACUGAAACAAAACCCCGACCGCAUCCGCUUGCCCUUCGACGGGCUAACCAUGCCCGGAGCGAUUUUCCUCGCAAGCUAUGUCUUGCAGAGCCGUGGCUGCAAAGAGGAGAUGCAAACAGCUGCUCUGUCAACAUUGGAUGUGAUCUUGGGCACCACUGUUGUGGGAAGCUUCCGGUUGGCUUUGCUUCCUCAGAACGAGGCCUGUCUCUUGCACAUCCACGAUGGCUAUGUGUCUUUGGCCUCCUGGCAAGCUUUCCUGGAAUAUGCCAAUCUGAAACAGAGGUGGCAAAGCUGCCGGAUCCUCUCCAAAGAAGAGCAGUCAGUGGACACAGGCCUUCGUUUGCCUGUGGUCGUGUGGUUUCUACUUCGGCAGCCCCACACGGAUGAUCUGGAUGCAAAAUACAAGUUUGCUCGGCUACAACGACGGCUGAUCCAUAUCUUGAGUCAGUCUGCUGAAAAGUCGGUCGAGACGCUGACCACCAAUGUGCUGCCGCCCUUGUCUGCAGACCACACAUUCCACCCGGCGACCAAGGACGGGCGACGAUUAAAGCUGGAGUGCAAGCCAAAAUCGGAGAUGGCCAUCGCCCGAUUCCUCUCACGGGGCGGUGGCUUCUGCAGCAGCCAGGCAGAUGCAAGCUUGAAGGAGGUGGGGCUCGAGUCGAUGUGCCCCACGCAUUACAACAGGACGACGGCUGACUUCGUGCAUCGCUAUCUCCGCAAGACCCAAGAGAAGACGCAACAGGUUCUCAGCGGCCUGCAAAACAAGUCCAUCGCAUUGAUAUGCGACGCCAGCCCCAAAGCGAAGCACGACGAGUCUAGGCCUAAAGCGCUGAAUUCCCUCAAAGAGGACCGAUUAUCGGCGAAGCAAGAACUCAAGGCCGUGGCGAAUGUGCUGAGCCACAUCGGGCUCUCUUUGGACCAGCUGUGGCCGAGCUCCCCGUGUUCUCCAGUCGACCCCCACACCGAGGAGCGACGACUUCAUACUAUGGGCGACGAGAUCCAGGGUUAUGUUGUCAACAGAGAGACAGGCAACAGCCGAUGGGACACACAUGUGCCUGAUGAAGCCCUACGACUUAUCUUUUGUCCGGAUCAAGGAGGACCUCUGUUUUCAGCAUUCCAAUUCUUGGCUUACAACAAGGCGAAAGUAGGGUUCGUCAGGGACGAGCUGCACAAGAUCCAUGCCCACAUGGGUCGUGUUACAUCCUGCAGCCCGAUGAUCAAACGAAUGACGCUAUUGAGCGGCUGGCUCUUCAGAGCCAAGAAAUCUCCUUGGGGCACAAGCAAUGUUGCUUCCACCCUGAAAGAGGCCGGGGAAAGAUACCUGGAAGUUGCUCAGCCAGACGAUGUGCUGAUGGAGCUUUUCAGCAGGGACAUCUUGAAGGAGAAACUAAUCGCGAACAGACUGAACGGCUUCCCCUACACCUCGGAUGCCAAGCUGAACUUCGAGAGGACAAUCGACCUCCUCGGCAAGACCAUCAAGUACAACAGUGAAUCCUUCUCUUGGUCUCGAUGGUGCUCAUGGGCCCACACUGCUGCAAACUUCCAGAUGUCGGGCACUUUGCUGUUGAUCUUAUGGAGCUCCAUUGAGGCCCGGCUUGGUCGCUACAGUGCUCAUAUUGCUACGCAACCACUCUCUCUGGCGAUUCUCUUUCUCGCUCUCUUUUUGUCCCGCCCGCCCCCGCUCUUUCUCGCUCUCGCUCUCGCUCUCGCUCUCGCUCUCGCUCUCGCUCUCGCUCUCGCUCUCGCUCUCGCUCUCGCUCCUCCCUCUCUCUCUCUCUCUCUCUCUCUCUCUCUCUCUCUAUAUAUAUAUAUAUAUAUGUUAUAUCUUGUGUACACUAUAUAUAUAUAUAUAUAUGAUGAACCAAAGAUAAACAAUUAUUGUAACUGUAUGGUCUAUACAUGUAGAUUAUAUAUAUAUAUAUAUAUAUAUGUAUAUAUAUUUAUUUAUUUAAUUUAUUAUAGUAAUUAA